AUGGAGAAAAACAACGAUGCUAUUGACCUCCAAUCAAAUUCUAAACGACCUCGUGUUGAAGUAGAUUUAGCAAAUCUACCCGGAGAUCCUUACUUCAGGAAAAAAAUAUGCGAUUAUCAUCCUAGUGAUAGAGACCGAAUCCGAAGAGCAUAUCUACAAAUAGGAGCUUGUCAACCCCUUGACCAUGAUUUUCCAAAAAGAAAAAUUGGAAAUACAAUGCGUCGUUUUAAUCCAGCAUGGUUCAAAGAAUAUAAAUGGUUGGAGUACAGUAUAGAAAAAGAUGGUGCAUAUUGCUUAUACUGUUAUCUAUUCAAACCGGACUUUGGAAAUCAAGGAGGGGGAGAUUCGUUUGUUACUGAAGGGUUUAGUAAUUGGAAAAAGAAAGAGAGGCUUGAAUGUCAUGUGGGGGCUCACAAUAGUGCACAUAAUCAAGCUCGACAAAGAUGUGAAGCUUUGUUAAACCAUAAACAAAGCAUCAUAACAGUUUUUGACAAGCAAUCAGAUCAGCAGAAAAUGUUAUAUAGGACUCGUUUGAAUGCAUCAGUUGAUUGUGUUCGCUUUUUACAACAACAAGGAUUAGCAUUUCGUGGCCAUGAUGAAUCUAAAGGUUCAAAUAAUCAAGGAAAUUUUCUUGAAUUGUUGCGGUUUCUUGCUAAACACAAUGAAGAAAUUGAUAAGGUGGUCUUAGAUAAUGCUCCUAAAAAUCAUCAAAUGAUUGCACCACAUAUUCAAAGAGAUAUAGCAAAUGCGGUAGCAAGUGAAACCCUAGAUGCUAUUCUUAAAGAUCUUGGAGAUUCGCCAUUUGCUAUCCUAGUUGAUGAAUCUCGUGAUAUAUCCGUUAAAGAACAAUUGGCAAUUGUGUUGCGUUAUGUAGAUAAGCGGGGCCAUAUGAUUGAACGUUUUUUAGGCAUUACACAUGUUCGCAGUACCACAGUUGUAGAAUUGAAGAAGACAAUUGAUUCAGUGCUUAGCAGGCAUAAUUUAAGUAUUAGCAGAUUGCGAGGACAAGGAUAUGAUGAAGCUAGCAAUAUGUGA
Corylus avellana is the source of this 1035-nucleotide messenger RNA. The record is from RefSeq and is a predicted model, not a curated record. Lineage: Eukaryota; Viridiplantae; Streptophyta; Magnoliopsida; Fagales; Betulaceae.